Messenger RNA from Ricinus communis (castor bean), 2876 nucleotides. RefSeq names its product protein VACUOLELESS1. Bases 116 to 2680 code for a protein of 854 amino acids. Lineage: Eukaryota; Viridiplantae; Streptophyta; Magnoliopsida; Malpighiales; Euphorbiaceae. Gene Ontology annotation, molecular function: actin binding. Gene Ontology annotation, biological process: endosomal transport; vacuole fusion, non-autophagic; intracellular protein transport. The record is from RefSeq and is a predicted model, not a curated record. The transcript has 15 exons. Gene Ontology annotation, cellular component: lysosomal membrane; cytoplasm; HOPS complex.
AACUAGUUAUUUAUUAAAUACAGUCGGAGUGAAACAGAAACGGAGAUCAUCAGCCUUUCCGGAAAACUAAAAUCAAUCAUAUAAUUGCCACUAUCCGAGAUCAUCUGCAUCAACAAUGUCAAACGUCUCCGUAGCAGCAGAAUGGCAACUCUUAACAACAACGUUUUAUCGAAAACAAGAAAUAUACCAAAUGCAAUGGAAGAACAUCGACUUUACACGUUAUAUAGUAGCCUGCGCUCCAUUCGGCGGUCCAAUCGCUAUCAUCCGAGACGAUUCAAAAAUUGUCCAACUCUACUCCGAAUCAGCCCUCCGAAAACUACGAAUCUUCAACUCCGCCGGAAUCUUAAUCUCCGAAACCGUCUGGAAACACCCCGGCGGACGCCUGAUCGGCAUGUCAUGGACCGGAGACCAAACCCUGAUCUGCAUAGUCCAAGACGGUACGAUUUACCGUUACAAUAUUCACGCGGAGAUUAUAGAACCUAAUUAUUCAAUGGGAAAAGAAUGCUUUGAGCAAAACGUGGUGGAGUGCGUAUUUUGGGGGAAUGGUGUUGUGUGUUUGACUCAGGCUGGGAAAUUAUUCUGUGUGGCGGAUUUUAAGGAUGUGAAGCCUGUUAAGAUGGCGGAUUUAGGGCUUGAGUUUGAGGAGAAGCCGCAUUGUAUGGCUGUGAUUGAACCGCAGUUUACGGUGUCCGGAAAUGUGGAGGUGAUUUUAGGCGUGGGAGAAGGGCUUGUGAAUGUUGAUGAGGAUGAGGUCAGGCAUGUGCAAGUGAAUGUUAGCAGUGGUCUUUCUGAGGAGGCAUUGCUGGGGCCAGUGUCUAAAAUUGCUGUGUCUCAUAAUGGAAAGAUUUUGGCUUGUUUUAGACAUGAUGGCAGUCUUGCGUUGUUGAGUACAGAUUUUGAUUUGUUAUAUCUGUACCAAUGUGAGUCGGCCCUUCCUCCUGAGCAAAUGGCCUGGUGUGGAUUGGAUACUGUACUGCUCUAUUGGGAUGAUAUGCUUUUGAUGGUUGGUCCUUCUCAUGGUUGCAUCUCCUACAUUUAUGAUGAACCUUUGAUUCUUAUUCCUGAGUGCGAUGGAGUGAGAAUUUUAUCCAACACAAGUAUGGAGUUUCUACAACGGGUACCUGAUUCUACUGAAUCUAUCUUUAACAUAGGAAGUACAUCACCUGCAUCAUUACUAUUUGAUGCAUUGGAUCAUUUUGACAGGCGAAGUGCUAAGGCAGAUGAAAAUCUGAGAUUGAUUCGUGCGUCCUUGCUUGAGGCUGUUGAAGCAUGUGUAGAUGCUGCUGGUCAUGAAUUUGAUGUUUCCCGUCAAAGGACACUACUAAGAGCUGCAAGCUAUGGCCAAGCCUUUUUUGGCUUUGGCAGCAAUUUUCAACGUGAUCGUAUUCAAGAGAUGUGCAAAACUUUAAGGGUCUUAAACGCUGUACGCGACUCUAAGAUUGGUAUCCCUCUAAGUAUUCAGCAGUAUAAGUCCCUUACAGCAUCUGUUCUGAUCAGUCGUCUGAUUAAUGCUCACCAACACCUUUUGGCAUUAAGAAUAUCAGAGUACCUUGGAAUGAAUCAGGAGGUAGUAAUAAUGCAUUGGGCAUGUUCAAAGAUAGCAGCUUCGCUAGCAAUUCCCGAUGCAACUCUUCUUGAAAUCUUGCUUGAUAAGCUGAAACUAUCCAAGGGUAUAUCUUAUGCAGCAGUUGCUGCCCAUGCUGAUAAGAGUGGUCGCCGAAAAUUAGCUGCUAUGCUUGUUGACUAUGAACCACGCUCCUCCAAACAGGUUCCUCUCUUGUUAAGCAUUGGAGAAGAAGAUACAGCUCUGAUGAAGGCCAUUGAAAGUGGUGAUACUGACCUUGUUUACCUUGUUCUGUUUCAUAUAUGGCAAAAGAGGCCGGCCUUAGAAUUCUUUGGAACAAUACAAGCCAGACCCUUAGCACAUGAUUUGUUUGUAACCUACGCAUGGUGUUAUAAACAUGAAUUCUUGAAGGACUUUUUCCUAUCAACUGGACAGCUUCAAGAUGUCGCUUUUCUUUUAUGGAAAGAAUCAUGGGAACUAGGGAAAAAUCCAAUGGCAAGUAAAGGAUCUCCACUUCACGGUCCACGCAUAAAGCUCAUUGAAAAGGCCCAAAACCUUUUCUUGGAGACCAAGGAACAUGCUUUUGAGUCUAAAGCUGCGGAAGAGCAUGCAAAACUGUUGAGAAUUCAACACGAGUUAGAAGUCUCUACAAAGCAGGCCAUAUUUGUUGAUUCAAGUAUCAGUGAUACUAUUAGGACAUGCAUUGUGCUAGGAAAUCAUCGAGCUGCAAUAAAAGUGAAAACAGAGUUUAAGGUUUCUGAGAAAAGAUGGUAUUGGCUUAAAGUUUUUGCUUUGGCAACAAUCAGAGAUUGGGAUGCCCUGGAAAAGUUUUCUAAGGAGAAGAGACCACCAAUUGGUUACAGACCAUUUGUGGAGGCAUGCAUUGAUGCUGAUGAGAAAGGUGAAGCUCUGAAAUAUAUUCCAAAACUUGCUGAUCCUAGAGAGAGGGCUGAGGCUUAUGCUCGGGUUGGCAUGGCCAAGGAAGCUGCUGAUGCUGCUUCUCAGGCAAAAGAUGGUGAAUUGCUUGGUCGAUUGAAAUUGAGUUUUGCACAGAACACAGCAGCGUCCUCAAUUUUUGAUACUCUCCGAGAUCGGUUGUCCUUCCAAGGUGUUUGAUAGUCAUGUAUAUAGAUUAAUUUAUUUAUUUAUCUCUUUCGAAUUUCCUGUUGAGCUUGCUGUGUGCAUAUGUAAUGCGAGUAAUCUCAGGUUGAUGUAAAAGGAUAGUUUGUCUUUGCAGGCAUCUUGUUUUUGUAGUUGAUACCUUUAGCAUCGAUAAAAGAUUUGCUUGAGAUGCGUUUAUAUAUUUUUUCAA